Zea mays is the source of this 1587-nucleotide messenger RNA. RefSeq lists its product as uncharacterized. The transcript has 9 exons. Gene Ontology annotation, biological process: sugar mediated signaling pathway. Gene Ontology annotation, molecular function: ubiquitin-protein transferase activity. The coding region runs from base 511 to 1464 and encodes 317 amino acids. NCBI's taxonomy places the organism in Eukaryota, Viridiplantae, Streptophyta, Magnoliopsida, Poales, Poaceae. The record is from RefSeq and is a predicted model, not a curated record.
AUCUCUAGUUGCCUUGCGACUUGCGAGUGGGCGGCGGAGUGCCCGAGUCGGUGCGGCCGUGCAGGAGCGUUUGCUGUCUCCGUUUCCGUCCCGUUCCCUUUCGUGGACUGUUUUGGAAGGCGUUGCGAUGAGACGCUGCUGCGGCGGCGGCGAGGAGUGCAUCCCUCGGCGAUGAGCAGAAUCACCACGGGAUCUUAAUCUCCCUUGCCUCGUUUGCGGAGAGCCUGCGCUGUCGGCGGCGGCGCACCCCCCUCCCCUUCCCCCGGUGCUUCCGUCUGCUGGCUGGACUCAGUUCUUCCAACUCGGCCCUUAACAAGAGAACGACGACCAUGCCGAUGCGUGGCGUCGAUUUCAAGUGGUGCGUCUGCCCCCUCUCGUCUCGCCGCUUCUUCCUUAACUCGUCCCCUCGUUAAAUCCCUCCUUGGUGAGUCAAGGUUUGACUGAUUGAGAGGCUGGGUUUGCGAUUCAUUGCAGGUGGACUACACCACUGUCUUCAUCUUCCGCCUCCUAAUGUUUGUUGAUAAUGGUCUCGCUGCAGGAAUGGGAUUAGAUCUCGGAUGGCAACAGAGAUAUGCUCGUUUUUGUGGAAGAAUAAUUGUCCUCUCAGUUCUUGUGCUACUUCUCUACCCCUUUCUCUGGGUUUGGACUGUGAUUGGAACAUUGUGGUUUAGCACUGCAAGAGGCUGCUUGCCAGAGGAAGGACAAAAGUGGGGCUUCUUGAUAUGGCUGCUUUUCAGUUACUGUGGGCUCGCCUGUAUUGCUUGUGUAGCUAUUGGGAAGUGGUUACACCGAAGACACGCACUUCAACAGAGAGCACAACAAGGAAUUCCAGUCUCUGAACAUGGGGUUUUAGUUGAUAUGAUCCGUGUUCCUGACUGGGCAUUUGAGGCUGUUGGCCUGGAAAUGAGAGUGGGUCAAGAUACUGCAUAUCAUCCUGGUCUUUAUUUAACUGAUGCUCAGAGAGAAGCAGUUGAGGCACUGAUUCAAGAGCUUCCAAAAUUCAGGCUGAAAGCUGUUCCAACGGACUGCAGUGAAUGCCCCAUCUGCCUUGAAGAAUUUCAUGUUGGCAAUGAGGUCCGUGGGCUCCCAUGCGCGCACAAUUUCCAUGUGGAGUGCAUCGACCAGUGGCUUCGGCUGAAUGUCAAGUGCCCACGGUGCCGGUGCUCCGUCUUCCCCAACCUGGACCUGAGUGCGUUGAACAAUCUUCGGUCGACCAGCGAGCCGGACCAUCCAUCCGCCAGCGCCAGCAAUGUAACGACGGCAACUGCAGCGACGAGAUACGUGAGGUCGCAGCCGGCAGGUCAAAGCUAUUUGGUGCGGUUGCAGGGGCUGCUGCUCCGCCCUGUCCGGCACGAUAGCGUGGAGAGUGACGGUGAGCCGGCGGUGGGCAACAGUCGCUUGGUUGGCACCGAAGAGCUGCCUAGCAUACUUGUAGACGAUGGCCAUCAGCUGCCAGAUCGCUGACUGAUUUGAUGACCUGAUGGAUCCAGCAUACUUGUCAGCAUAAUUUAGGAUACUUGUCAGCUUUUCUUUUACAGUUUUCUUUUGCAAAUGAAAUGCGAGUUUUGUUGAAAGAAUUUUUUUUAA